GUGUCUUACUACAUGGAACAAUUGAAGGAUCCCCUGACAAGCGACAUUUGCAUUCCGGCAUGGGCCGCACAAUCGGUGCGGAGACAAGACCAGGCCUAUUUCGAAGAGAGGACCCACAUCUACACUGCGGCCCUGUGGUUCCAGACUGAUGCGGAUGCUGCCGGCGCCAUGGAUGUCAUGGACGAGGACGCGGAGAAGAAGGCGGAGGAGUCGCAAAAGAACCAGGAGCAGUUGGACGCAUGGUCGUGGUCUAAGCUCAAGAGCAUGCGGAUCAUUCUCGUGGAUAAGCAUAAGCUGCCAUCCACGAUGCCACGGAAUCACAUCCUCCUGGAUAUCAAGGUGCCAACACUGGCACCAAUGCGGGAUGUCCAGGCUCGGCUUGAUGACUGCCACGAGAAGCAAAAAGCGGUGGAGAAGACGAUCCGGGGUUGGAUCACACAGAGCGAAAAGGCCGCCGCAAAAGCUCUAGCAAAAAAGCAGAAAGCAGCCAAAAAAAAUGCCAAAAAGGGCCAGAAAGCCCAGGCUGCUGACACCGAGGCUACCCCGGAAGAGGAUGCAACAGACGCAGCCCAGGCCUCACAGGCCGUGGAGCUGCUGACAGCCUGGGGUAUGGCAAUCCCGGAGAAGCCCGCGGAUCAGGUCGCAGCGAUCAGGAACAUGUUGGAUCGCGAGGACAAGUUGGAGGACGCGACGUCUGCGGGGCGUUCCAACCGGGCCCGUCUCAUGCAGGCGGCUUUGGAGCAAGCCCAGAUGAAGUCAGGCUCAGCGGCAGCAUCGUCAAGUGCUUCAUCCUCGGAGGUGCUGUUCGGGCCCACGGCGGCUGUUGAACAUGCGACCACAGAGGGCAUAGUCAAACAAAAGGUCAAGAAGAGCAAGAUCGCCAAGUCCGACAUUGUCACGCAAGUGUUCCUGCUCGGCAAGCACAUCUUGAAGUGA
Messenger RNA from Symbiodinium sp. CCMP2456, 936 nucleotides. NCBI's taxonomy places the organism in Eukaryota, Dinophyceae, Suessiales, Symbiodiniaceae. The record is from the annotation of a GenBank genome assembly.